CCCUUAAAAGAAGCAGCAGCAGCCCCCAAAGGGCAGUUGGAAUGCAAGCGUAAGGAACGUCCCGGUCUCUGAGGAGAGGCGCCCGACUGGCGCUCGGAGAGCCGCCCUAGCCGAACGCCAGCUGCCGCCGCCGGCCGCACCGCGCGCCUUCCUGCCGAGCGGAGCCAUGUCCCCCUGGCUGCCGCGGCCGCUGCUGCUGCUGCUCCCGCUGCUGCUGCUGCUCCCGCUGCUGUUGGCCGCCGCGGAACCGCCGAGCGCCAAAGGAAUCUCCUAUGCAACCGCCUACUGGAUGAGUGCUCAGAAGACAGUGAAAAUCAGAAAUGUGUUGGAUGUGAAUGGGGAUGCUUACGGCUUUUACAACGACUCUAUGAAAACCACAGGUUGGGGCAUCCUGGAAAUCAGAGCUGGGUAUGGCUCUCAGACCCUAAGCAAUAAGAUGAUCAUGUAUGUGGCCGGCUUUUUGGAGGGUUACCUCACUGCCCCGCACAUGGCUGAUCAUUAUACAAACCUCUACCCGCAGCUGAUCCAGCAGCAGUUCAUCCUGAAUAAAGUGAAGGAUUUCAUGGAGAAGCAAGAUCAGUGGGCCCGGGAAAAUGCCAAACAAUACAAAAAUGACUCAUUUUGGAGACACACGGGCUAUAUUUUGGCGCAGUUGGAUGGGCUAUAUGCAGGAGCCGUUCAGAGAGCCACGUCAGAUGGGACAAAGCCCAUGUCCAUGUUCCAGAUUCAGUUUCUGAAUGCUGUGGGGGAUCUGUUGGAUCUGAUUCCUGCGCUUUCUCCCAUAAAAAGCACCAGCCUGAAAUUUUACAAGAGAUGGGACAUGGGACACUGCUCUGCUCUCAUCAAGGUUCUUCCUGGGUUCGAGAACAUCAUUUUUGCCCACUCAAGCUGGUACACGUAUGCGGCCAUGCUCAGGAUAUACAAACACUGGGACUUCAACAUUGCAGACAAAGAGACCAGUAGUACUCGCCUCUCUUUCAGCAGUUACCCAGGGUUUCUGGAGUCUCUGGAUGACUUCUACAUCCUCAGCAGUGGGCUGAUAUUGCUGCAGACCACCAACAACGUGUAUAAUUAUACUCUGAGAAAGCAGGUGACGCCUGAAAGUCUCCUGGCCUGGCAAAGAGUCCGUGUGGCCAACAUGAUGGCAGACAGUGGCAAGAGGUGGGCAGAGGUCUUUCUAAAAUACAACUCUGGUACCUAUAAUAAUCAGUACAUGGUCCUAGACCUGAAGAGGGUGAAGCUGAACUACAGCCUUGACAGAGGCACUCUGUACAUUGUGGAGCAGAUUCCUACAUACGUAGAAUAUUCUGAACAAACGGAUAUUCUGCGGAAAGGAUAUUGGCCCUCCUACAACAUUCCUUUUCAUGAAAAGGUCUUCAACUUGAGUGGCUACCCAGUGUAUGUUAAGAGGCUGGGCCUGGACUACUCCUAUGAUUUAUGUCCACGAGCCAAAAUCUUCCGCCGUGACCAAGGGAGAGUGACAGAUAUGACAUCCAUGAAAUACAUCAUGCGAUACAACAAUUAUAAGUCGGAUCCUUACAGUCGGGGUGAUCCCUGCGAUACCAUAUGCUGCCGCUUGGACCUCAGCAAGACUAACCCAGUUCCCUUUGGUUGCUAUGACACAAAGGUGUCAGAUGUCCACCUAGCUUCCCAGUAUACAGCCUAUGCCGUCAGUGGCCCCACCGUGCAGGAUGGGCUCCCUGUUUUUCACUGGAGUCGUUUCAACAAAACCCUUCAUCAGGGCAUGCCGGACACCUACAAUUUUGAUUUUAUUACCAUGAAACCGAUUUUGAAAAAGAUGAAGGAGGAUGAAGCUGAAGGUAACGGAAUGAAAUAGAAGGCAGAUAAAAAGAUACCAAAGGCACUAUUUUGCUAUGUUUUUUCUUGUCAAAAGCAUUCUUAAUAAAAUACAUUAAAUCA
Molecule: messenger RNA, 1920 nt
Organism: Ochotona curzoniae (black-lipped pika)
Lineage: Eukaryota; Metazoa; Chordata; Mammalia; Lagomorpha; Ochotonidae
Gene: PLBD1
Product: phospholipase B domain containing 1
Exons: 11
Coding region: 167-1837 (556 amino acids)
Biological process (GO): phospholipid catabolic process
Cellular component (GO): extracellular region
Molecular function (GO): glycerophospholipase activity
Source: RefSeq, a predicted model, not a curated record